AUAAACCCGCGUGUGUAAUACACGUACACGGUCACAUACCUACUAAUUUAUAACCAAGGUCUCCAAGAACGAUUAUCUCCAAGCCCUGGCAGAAGUAUUUCGUUUCCAUGUCUGUUGAGAUCAAACUCUCUCGAUCGAAUCGAACCUACCGUCCCCAUGAACCUCUUCAGGGAAAAAUCAUCACCAAAUUUCCCUCAUCAGUCUCUCACCGUGGAAUCCACUUAACCGUCAAUGGUUCUGUCAAUUUGCAGGUUCGUGGUGGUUCUGCCGGACUCAUUGAAUCGCUUUACGGUGUUCUGAAGCCUAUUCCAAUACUGAAGAAGAGCAUUGAGGUUGAACCAUGUGGGAAGAUUAGUGCAGGCACAACACAGAUACCAUUUUCUAUUAUUCUCAAACAUAAAGAAGAGGAUACCAAAUUCUAUGAAACUUUUCAUGGAGCAAACAUUAACAUCCAGUAUCUGCUAACUGUAGAUGUUGUGAGAGGAUACCUACAUAAAUCAUUCUCUGCUACAGUGGAGUUCAUAAUCGAAAGUGAAUUAGGUGGUCUCCCAGAGAAACCAGUCUCUCCUGAAACGGUCUUCUUUUAUAUCACUCAAGACACACAAAGGCACUCUUUGCUUCAUGAACUGAAAUCAGGUGGUUUCAAGGUAUCUGGUAGAAUUUGCACUCAGUGCCUUGUAGGUGAUCCUUUAGUGGGAGAGGUAACAGUUGAAGCAUCUGCAGUCCCUAUCUACUCCAUUGACAUUCACUUGCAUCGCAUCGAGUCGAUUAUGGUGGGGGAAAAGAUAGCCACAGAAACAUCCGUACUUCAGACUACUCAGAUAGCAGAUGGAGACGUUUGCCGAAGUAUCUGUCUGCCUAUUUAUGUCAUACUUCCCCGGCUUUUGACAUGUCCAACUGUGUUUGCUGGACCAUUUUCAGUGGAGUUUAAAGUUACCAUCGUUGUUACAUUUCAGACAGAAUUGUACAACGUGCAACCAAAAUCUGAUCCCCGAGCUUUUAGAAAAUGGGUUGCAAUGGAAAGUCUUCCUCUGGAGUUGGUUCAAUCUCAGUGAUCUGUUGUGUUUGAAUGUAUAUAUAUAUAUAUAUAUAUAUAUAUAUAUAUAUAUAUAUAUAUAUAUAUAUAUAUAUAUAUAUAUAUAUAUAUAUAUAUAUAUAUUCCCUGAGGUGUGUAUUUGAUUCCACUACCUUUUUCACUGUCUUCUGGACAAUAGCUUUUUAAAAACAUAAUGUUUAUAUUUUGGUUGUGCAUUUUAUUUGGUGAUCGGGAGUGUUGUUCAUUUUCACCUUUAUUAACAAAGGUUUAGGAGAAACUGUAACCUUGAGGUAAUGUAAUGGCAAACCGUAAAUGCUAGUGCUUUUUGUUUUAA
Lactuca sativa (garden lettuce) is the source of this 1370-nucleotide messenger RNA. RefSeq names its product Vacuolar protein sorting-associated protein 26. The record is from RefSeq and is a predicted model, not a curated record. Gene Ontology annotation, biological process: intracellular protein transport. Lineage: Eukaryota; Viridiplantae; Streptophyta; Magnoliopsida; Asterales; Asteraceae.